This is a messenger RNA of Carcharodon carcharias (great white shark), 4343 nucleotides long. RefSeq names its product OAF homolog a (Drosophila) (gene oafa). The transcript is spliced from 4 exons. The record is from RefSeq and is a predicted model, not a curated record. The coding region runs from base 188 to 1006 and encodes 272 amino acids. Lineage: Eukaryota; Metazoa; Chordata; Chondrichthyes; Lamniformes; Lamnidae.
GGAGGAGAAUUUUGGAAAGUUUAUUCCCGGAUUCCGGGGAGAGUUUGGGAUUUGAGCCGGGAAGUGUCCCGGGCUCCGGGGAGAGUUUGGGAUUUGAGCCGGGAAGGGUCCCGGGCUCCGGGGAGAUGCCGCCGGGGUUCCCGGGAACUUGGUUACGAGUUUGGGGAAGCUGCUGACUUGCCCCGCGAUGCUCCUUCACUCUCCCCCGGGCUCGGUGCCUCUCCUCCGGCUGCUCCUGGCGGCCGCGCUGCUGCUCCCGGGACCGGGAGAGGCUGUGGCCGCGGGGCUCAGGGUCCGGGUCCGUUUGGCCGAUGGACAAGUCGCCGAGGAGACGCUGGAAGCCGAUACCGACUCGGACUCCAUCAGCAUCGAGUUCAAGAGAGGAGACGGCAGCCUCAUCACCCUGAUCGCCGACUUCAGACAGGAUGUGAAGAUUAUCCGUUCCCUGAUUCUGGGGGAGUUGGAACGUGGUCAGAAACAGUUCCAGGGCUUGUGUUUCAUCACCAGGCUUCACAAGAAUGAAAUUAUUCCAAGUGAAUCAAUGGCUAAACUGCGACAGAAGAAUCCGAGGACAGUGCGUGUGGCUGAGGAACAGCGAGGCCCAGAGCACCUGUACAUGGAUGUGGCAGUGAAUUACAGCAGAGCGAAUCCACUGAGUGUCCACAUCAACAGUGUAUGUGCAGAGGCCAUGGAUGCUGUCUAUGCAAGAGAGAGUGAUGUGAAUUACUGGACGGAGAAAGGUAUUGAGGCUUCAAUCUUUGAUUUAAUGCCAGUUUCGGAGGAUGUGCCACGAUGUCGGGUGAGUCGGGAUCGGUGGAAAGGCUGCAUCUGCCGCUACGCACUCUGUAUUGAGUGGUACCCUUGCUUCCUGAAAUACUGUCGCACAAAGGACCCCGCAGGCAAGACCAGCUCUUACAAGUGUGGCAUCAAAAGCUGCCAGAAGUGCUCCCAGUUUGACUUUUACGUCCCACAGAAACAGCUGUGCCUGUGGGAUGAGGACAUUUAAAUCUCUUCCAUCUCCCACCUCUUCACCCAAUGCUCGUGCCUGAUGGGAGAAAGGCGCGGGCACAGGCCAAGUGUCCAUCUUGUGGAGAACAGAUGCUGCAGCAUCUAAGAUCAUAGACCAUGCUCGGGGAGGGAAUGGGUCCGAGUACUGGAUGGAUGGGAUCCUUCUUUAUACAGAAUUGAAUCAGAUUCACAUUCAGUGAGGGGAGUCCAGGUCUCUGUACAGUUGUCCCGGUCCAGGGUGGGGUCACUGGGGUUAACGGGCCAGUGGUUCGAGGUCUGGUGUUGGGCCUGUGCCCUCCACCCCCUCAGUGUUCCUGUAAGGGUCAAUUGGGUUUCCCGGAGCUUCAGAGAACUGAAUGGUUUCACUUGCUGCUUCAUGAGGGACUGAGGAUCAUCUCUCCAUUGGGAAUUCUUACCGUCCACAUGGGAUUGUCUGAUUUACCUUUUGGGAAUUUGGACGAUUAAUUAAUGUUGUUUUGUCACUAAUUUCAUCCUCUAGAAAUUAAUUUAAAUGCUAAUUUUCUAAAAGUUUGCUUGAUUGAAAUUAAUCUGGGUCCAUUUGCAAUAAGUAGAAUUUCUGAGGAAAAACCAUUUUGGUGCCUCAUCAAUCCUCGAAGCUUCAAAAGCCAAUUUCUCUUGAAUAUAUUUCAUGUUUGGUGAGCUGGUUAGACAUCUCCUCGGCUCAGUCAGGGGCUGGGGUCAGUGAUUAGAGUCACCAACCAGUGAAUUCAAUCUGAGCCCUUAAAGAACUUCAUUCGAUUUGGUGGCUCAUCUGAGACAUGUUUCAUCGGAGCUUAACAGGCUUUGCUCACAUGAACCCAUCCAACAACUCUCUACAUUUAUGACCAGCAAUUUGUUGGCUUCAUGGAGUGGCCUAGUUUUUCAGGAGUGGGCACUAACUGAUCAUCUUGGAUCCCAGUUAUUUAUCUGCUGGGAGAUGUUAGGAUGUCAUGUAUUAUACAAUGUUGGAGUUCAAUCAUGAUCUUGCUGCUUGUUGGCAAUCAUUUUGAUUUGUGUAGCUGAUCCCUGAUUUGUCCUUAUUUUGUGUCAAUUAAUCUCAGAGAAGCUCAUGGUGGAGGUUCUGGUGAAGUCCUAACCUCGGCUGAUUCAGCUAUUCAGGUGACUCAGUUCAAGAUCAUCUAUUAGUGUGAAGGAGAUACAGGGAAUCACUGCAGUUAACAAUCAUGCUGUCCAUUAAUCUACCAUAGGGGAGUGGGCUGCCUCAACGUCAAGGUACAGGCUGGAGAAACUGGUAAAUUAGUAGAUUCUUGCCUUCUGCCUUGAGUUCCACCAGCUGGCUACUGUUAGAAUUCUCAAAAUGUAUAAAAUAUUCUGCAGCUUGUGGGAACCAGCCUGUGAAUCUUUACCUGUGCUGAUUCUUGGUCCGAAAUGAUGGGAUUUAUAAUUUCACCAAAUAUUUUAAUUCACCUUUAAUUUCUCAGUGUGUUUGUUGUGAUUUAACAUGAAAAUUUAAAUAGUUCAGUUCUUUCGGUAUUUUCCACAAAGAGAAGGAUUUUGUGUUCAGUUUAAAUGUCAUUUGUGAAACAUCCGUCCAUUCUGCGAAACUCUUGAUAACUAGAAUUUCCUAAGAUUGAAGAAUGAGGUCUCAUUUACAAAUAUUGUGACCUUGAUCUGAGUUCUCCAGCAGUCAGAGGCCUUUCCAAUUUCAGUUGAAACAUCUGAAUCAUCCCCAGAAAUUCUUCAUCACAAAAAGGGAGUCAGAGGGAUAGCUUGAGGAAAAGAGUUUGAAUUAUUAUUUACUUAUUGUGACAGUGUUGAGUGUUCUUAUCAGUGUUUUCCUUGAGAAAUGUCAGUAAAACAGAGAGUUAGAUGAAACUGAGUAACCAAAGAUCCAGCUCAUUUUUAAUCAACAUUUAUCCUUCCUGAGAUGUGUGUGGGUCACUGAGUGUGCAGAGUUUGAGAGAGACUUUCCUAUACAUGCACAUCCUCCUCAAUAACAUCCCAGCUUCUAAUGUAAAAGCAAAAUACUACAGAUGCUGGAAAUCUGAAAUAAAAACAGAAAAUGCCGGAAAAACUCAGCAGGUCUGGCAGCAUCUGUGGAGAGAGAAAUAGAGUUAACGUAUCGAGUCUGUAUGACCCUUCUCCCAGUUUCUAAUCCUUUCACCAGAAGUGAAAGGAAGAUCAGAUUGUUAUGCGAGUUUCAUUUUCAGUAACUGAGCAGAACAGAAUAUUUUGCAUUAUUUGAGAAUUGGUGCCUUGUCAUAACUCAACUUCCAGAUUAGAGUCAGAUAUUUUACACAACAUACUUCCAGGUUGUGCCAGACACAGAAAUAUGUUUUCAUUGCAAGUGUCUGGCGCCAGGUUUCUAUGCUUCCAUUGUAUCUGGGUCUCCUGGUUAGUGACAUUGAAUUACAUGGCGAGAUCUGGAAUUGAUCAUAUUGAAUAGUGGAGCAGGCUUGAUGGGCUGAAUGGCCUUCUCCUGUUCUUAGGUAACUGACAACGCAGUGCCAUAUUCUGAUGGAGUUCACAGUUCUUGAACCAUUAAUGGGCCACAGCCUGGGAGAGAGGGAGUGUUGUUUUGUGGGUCCAGACUGUACCUGAUCAUAGUUAAAUCUGUGGUCCCUGGGUUCUUCAACUCUUCCUUUCACCUGUUAUUCAGUAUGUGGAUUUGGAAUUUUUCUUAUUGCUUUAUUGAAAUCUUCUCCAAUGCCUGUGGCCACUAACACUUUGCAAAAGCCUUUAGAAUGGGCACUGCUUCUGGUAAAAAUUCUGGGCCAUUGAGCAGUAACAGUUCCCUCAGUAUGAGACCUUUGCAAAAUAAGUGCUGAUUAACUUGAUUCACAGUUUACCAGAUUAGUCUGCGUCCAGAUGUUCACUAACUCUCUUAACUUUUGGGUUUGAGAGAAGCUGAGCCAAUGAUGUGACUGAGAACAGAGAUGACAUCACACAGUCAGUGACUGCUUCAUUCCAGGAGUCACAGUGUAGGCAUGGGUUAUUGUGUCAGUGGCAAUGUUUUGGCAUGUUGUGGAAAUACUCAUUUGGUACUAGAGAAUAAAUAGUGGUACCAUGGUGACUGGGAAAUGUUUUGGGGUACCACAGUGAUGGGGGAAUGUUUUGGGGUACCACAGGGAUGGGGGAAUAUUUUGGGUUACCACGGUGAUGGGGGAAUGUUUUGGGGUACCACAGUGACAGGGGAAUGUUUUGGCGUAAUGUUUUGGGGUGAUGCAGCAGUGGGAAUGCCUUCACCCCAAUAACUGCACAGAAUCUCACAAAGUGCCUUCAUGUCUUGUUCAGUGUUUCAGAAAUGUCCUAACAAACAAAAUUAUUUUUGUAUUAUUAUGUAAAAUAAAUAAAAGAUUGUUUUAUUCAGAAAA